GAGCACUUAGUUGGCCUGAGCAACCAGGGGUUGGAGAGCGGGGCUAAACCCCUGCUGGUCAAAGACCAGAUUAAGAUCAACAGACUUGAGAAACAAGCUGAGGAAUUCCUCAGUGCAGUCCUCUACAAAAAAGGUAGGUCUUUACAGGAACAGUGUUUGUUACAUACCACCUCCUGUGUCCUUGUGUUACAACACUUUCUGUAAGAUUGUGUAUUGAAAUACUAGCAGGAAUAGGCUAUUUCUUGAAGUGGGCCAUAUGUGUUCCUUCUUUAAAAUUAUUUAUUUUAUUUUUAGGGGGUAGAUCAGCUUUAAUAUUGCAGAUAGAUUGUAACUUCCAUCAAUGUAAUUGUCUGCAUCACUUCCAAUCCCCGAUAUAGUUACAUUUGAUAAAACUGUUGCUAUGGUUGAGAUAGCUUCCGCUCGCACACAGGCUGAGGGUCAACCAUCUCUACAGAUAUCUUUGACAUUAUUUUCCCCUCUCCCUCCCUCAGAUGUCCCCAGCUUCUCGGACCCGCACAUUCCAGUAGUGGCUCAGGCGAUAAUGCAGAGGAUGAUCCGCCAGUUUGCUGCCGAAUAUACCUCAAAAAGCAGCUCCUCUUCUCAGGACGGCCCCUCUGCCCCCAGCCCUGCUCCCCAGCCCCACCCAGAUCAAAGCCUGCCACCUCCCCCCUCGCUGCCCCCUGCUGCCAGCCUUGGUGCUACUGUGACAGCCUCCGUGCCCAGCCAGAACCCUGUCCUCUCCAAGCUGCUUAUGGCCGACCAGGACUCGCCUCUCGACCUCACUGUCAAAAAGCCUCCGCCACAGCCUGUAGAACAAGGUAAAACCAGCAGACACACUAGUUCUGGUAUUACAUUGAACCAGCAGUCACACUAGUUCUGGUAUUACAUUGAACCAGCAGUCACACUAGUUCUGGUAUUAUGUUGAACCAGCAGUCACACUAGUACUGGUAUUACAUUGAACCAGCAGUCACACUAGUACUGGUAUUACACUGAACCAGCAGACGCACUAGUUCUGGUAUUACACUGAACCAGCAGACGCACUAGUACUGGUAUUACACUGAACCAGCAGACGCACUAGUUCUGGUAUUACACUGAACCAGCAGACACACUAGUACUGGUAUUACACUGAACCAGCAGACGCACUAGUACUGGUAUUACACUGAAAAAGCAGACGCACUAGUACUGGUAUUACACUGAACCAGCAGACACACUAGUACUGGUAUUACACUGAACCAGCAGACACACUAGUACUGGUAUUACACUGAACCAGCAGACACACUAGUACUGGUAUUACAUUGAAGCAGCAGACGCACUAGUACUGGUAUUACACUGAAAAAGCAGACACACUAGUACUGGUAGUAGAUUUGAUAUAAAGUAACCUCUUCCUCACUGUCAAGAGGAUGCUGCCACAGCCUGCAGAACAAGGUACAAGACCGUAACCAACAGAUUCAUUACCCUACUGUACUGCACAAAUACUGCACACCCAUAGAGAAUGAUAGAGGCCUCUAGUGGCCAAAAGGCUGUAUUAGCAUGAGCAGUGCCAUUGAGGGCUUCCACCAUUUUAAUGUAGUCAACUGGUUGGGACUUCCAACUUCAUUGGCUGAUCCCUCCUGAUGACCCUGUUGGGAGUCAUGUCCAACUGGGUCAUCAAGAGGGAUCAGCCAAUCGUGAAGAAGAAAAUUGGCUACUUCAAAAUGAAGAUCGCCUCAAUGGCGCUGCCCAUGCUGUCACAGCUGAUAUAAUGGCUCAGAUAAACAUAUGAGUCCUCUAUCUCUAUGUGCACACCUGACAGAAUGGCUCUUGCUUUCUAAGUUACUAACCCUUAUGUCCUGUCCCUAGAUGGAGUGCUGGACCUGUCACUCAAAAAGGGACGGGCCAGAAGCAGCAUGUCAUCGCUCCACAGUUCUCACCUUUCCCAGACAUCCACUCUCAGAGGGUAAGACCGACUUCCUGUCACCUGUUUCUACUUCUUGUAGGGCUUUACCACAACAAACUCCCCAAUCUGUCCAAACAAAAGUUUAUAACUACAGGUAGGAGCUCCUGGUCCUGGACAGCUCCAGCCUAUGCAGGUUGAUUUGACUGUGUGACAUCAUUAAAGUGAUUUCACAUGUGCAUCUUCAAGAAAAAAAAUCUUGAAGGAGAUGCUUUGGUAUCAGGAAACAACAUUAUUAUUAUUAUUAUUAUUAUUGGAUUCCUUUUUAAAUGCACAAUAAAAUGUAGUUAAGAUUCCAAUGGAUUGAAGAAAUAAGUGAAAUAAUCAAAAUAAACCCCUAACCAAUAGAGCUUCCCAUUCUAUUAACUACACAACAUCAUGUUCAACGAUUUACAUUGACCAAGCCUUCAUUUCAAGCUAAAAAAUCAUUUGAAUCUUUAAUCCAGUAAAAUCAGUGUUGUAUUUUGGCUGAGGGCAAUGCCUCGUGAUAUCAUCACGCCGUGGCAUGGACGUUAGUGCAUUUGAAAUGGAACAUGCCGCAAUGAAAUUUUAAUUUGGAUUAAUUAAGUGCCAGUUGCUCCGCUCUCUAGCUGCCCCCCUCUCUUUAGGAGUGGAACAAGAGCGAGAGAAGAGUGAUUGAGUGAACAGAAGAGAGGGAGAGAGCAAGCGAAGGGAGAUGUGAUCUGAAACAGUUAUCAAGAAUCAAGCUGUUUUGUGAUGUUGAUCUCGUUCAGAACGUACAGAUCUGUACUCAAUGCAGAUAUCCACAGAUGUACAUCUAGUAUCUAUCACUCUAUAUACCCCCCUUACGCAGCCCAUCUUUGAUAUGAUAUUUCAAAGCUGAGAUGGCAACUGGUCGGAGGUGGAGGGAAUAUUUAGAAGUGCAAAGAGCAGACUCCUUUCAAGUCAUAAUAUGAUCUUGGCUUACGACUCUAGCGGCAGUUUUGUAAAGGGCACACUUCUUUUAUUUUCCUCUGUGUCUGUGAUUAUGGCCCCUCAUCACAAAUUGCCUUACCACUAAUUAAUCAAUCACCCAUGAAUUUCAUGUGAGCAUUUUCAAUCAAUACGCUCUGCUGAUUUGCUAUGUUCUAUCACACAUAACAGUACUGUGUGUAAGUGCCUUGUUGGGUGUUAACCUUGCAGAUAAGUAUUUCAGAUGUUUUCUUACAGUAACAGUAUUUCUGUCAGGUUGAUAUUGUGAGCGUUUAUGUGAAGUCCUACAUCAUCCCAUGCUGAUGGCUUACUCUUUUAUUGCUGUGCUUGUUCAGUGGUAACGUCACUCGCUAAGGGCUAUACGUUAGCAUUAGUCAUUUGGUAACACACUCAUCCUGCCCUGCUCUGCUAUUAAAUGCCAGACUGCCUUACUGCAAUGAACAACAUUGCCCUCCCUCUCCUGCCCUAUCUGGACAGGGCUGGACACAUUUAUCUCUUAUGUUUUGAAUUUUUCUUUGGAUUUAAUUUCUUUGCCCUGCAUAUCCUUUUAAUUUUUUAUUAUUGUUAUGUUGACUGACGCAUAAUUUGUAAACAAAAAAAAGAAAUGCAAAGCUAAAACAAACAACAAAAUAAACAAAUUCCCAAACUUGAGCCUUUUUUGUUCUUAAAAGGAACACACACACACAUUGACUUUUUUUUUUUUUAUCUAAGCAAGAUAGUGAUGUUACCCAAGCAAGAUCAUCCAAUAAAGGAGUGGCCAACAUCCUCCCUUCCCCAACCCAUCCUCCCCUAGAGAGAGAAAGAAUAAAGCACUGUGCAAGCUCUGCUUACACCAAAUUUCCUUCCAUCCAAUCAGGCGUUCCCUGAGAGCUGACGGACAGGCCGGGCUGCCUAUGAGGAGCCUGCAGGAUGGUAGGAGGAGGGAGAAUUUCGGUCACUCCGCCCCUUUAAAACCCACCUCGCCUCUCGGUCAUGCGCUGCACAUCAAACAGGAAGUGAACCAGGAUUCCGACACAGAGUUGUCUCCCAACCAGAACCACACCUCCAGACCCUUCGACCACCUCUCUCUCUCCAGGUAUGGCUCUCCAUCCUGGGCCUCCAAGACCCACUUUGGGGCCCUCUUGAAGCUCCGGGCCAACAGCGGAGCCGGGGACCACCUCAAAGACCUACCAAGCCUGCUGGAGGCCGUGGGGCUCUUCACCAAGUCCCCCUCCUGUGGGAAGGCAAUCCUCCAGGAGGCCCGGAGAGACCAGGGGCUCUCCCUUUCUCUCUCCCCGCCCGUCGACCUCAAAAUCCCCCGGGUGCGAGGCCUGGGGGUGGACCUCUCCUGGGGCUCUCUGAGCUCUGAUCCCUACAGCCUCCCUAGCCCCCACUGUGAGAACAGCCUGGGGAAGAGGCUGAGGUCCAUCCUGCCCAAACACGGUCGCCGGGGAAGCAGUGGAGGUCUGGACGGGCCUGGAAGAGAUGGGGAGUAUUGGGGUUCAUCCAACGCAGACCGCCCUGCUUCUGGGGGGCAGUACCCUACCUCUGACCCCGAGGCAGACCUCUGCAACAAGCAGCCGAGGAAGAAGAGAGGAAGAUACCGUCAGUACAACACAGAGCUGCUAGAGGAGGCUAUAGAAGUGGUGAUGGGGGGGAAGAUGAGCGUGUCCAAGGCUCAGACCGUCUACGGGAUCCCUCACAGCACUCUGGAGUAUAAAGUCAAGGAGCGCCUGGGGACCCUGAAACACCCGCCCAAGAAGAAGCUGAAGCUGAUGAGCCGCAUGGAGGAACUGGAGGGUACGGAGGCCCCCGAGGGCAAAGAAGCUCUGGAUGCGCCCCUGGACCCCCAGGAGUCUCUGUGGGAGGGGAGACAGUCUGUGUCUGUGCCCAGAGAAAACGGCAGGGAGCUGCUCAGCACUGGCCUCUCACCAGACAAGUGA
Coregonus sp. 'balchen' is the source of this 4788-nucleotide messenger RNA. Lineage: Eukaryota; Metazoa; Chordata; Actinopteri; Salmoniformes; Salmonidae. The record is from the annotation of a GenBank genome assembly.